AUGGAGGGGAAGAGAAGCAUGGGCAGACCAGCAAUGAGAUGGACAGAUGACAUAAAGAGGAGGACCGGAUCAGUAGAGACGGCAGUAACCACCAUGGUAGAGAAGACGAUAGAACAGGGAAGAAUGGAGUGGAAGAGAAGCAUGGGAUUUGGACUUGAGUCAAGUCUAGUCCCGAAAGGGAUCAGGCCCCCUUUGGAACCGGAAUCCAGGUCAAUUCUGACCCAUAAUGUUGUAAAAAUUGAAAUGGGUCAACUUAGAAUUGUGGCAUUACUGACCUGCUGCCUCGUCGCCUGCGUCAACAUUAUUAGAUCGUCGACAUGCAGUCAUGCACAGUGUCGUUACGACUACGUCACUGCAACGGCUGACUGCACUUCACUCAAUCUCGACUGUAUCCCCGCCAACUAUCCAGACGCCCUCAUCAUGGAUCUAAGCCACAACAACAUUUCAGGGCUGGCUUCAGACGAUUUCGAUGACAAGUUCAAGAGGCUGGAGGAAUUGUACCUUGACUACAAUAACAUCUCUAAUAAACUAGACAUCAGCAACAACUCAUUCGAUUCCUUAAUUCAACCAGUUUGGGACGCUCUAGAGUUCUUAAAUGCCGAUACCAACCUGCUGGCAAACCUGUCUUCUACAACCCUAUCAGGGUUUGCCAAUCUGACAGAGCUACACGUAUCAAACAAUCAUCUCUUAUACAUCACAUCCAGUGCAUUGGACCAUCUCUUCAAGCUACAGUCACUGUUUCUCGAUGGCAAUGAACUGACGUCUCUGUUUGUGGGAGUAUUUUCCAACCAGUCUAACUUAGUUGAACUCCCCAUCACCAACAACCGACUCACCAUGUUACAUCCUGAUUACUUCAUAGGUCUGGUGUCGUUGGAGAGUCUGUACCUCGCAGGGAAUCAACUCACUAGCGUCAACUCACAGAUGUUUUGAUUGAUGCCUCAAAUUCUGACUAUAGACUUAUCCCGAAAUAAGCUUCAACUUGUCAACUUAGAGGACUGUGCUCUCGACCUGACCAACCUACAGAACCUGACGUUGGCUUUUAAUCUGAUUCGCGACACGGUGAGUGUCUUAGGCUACUGUGAAAACCUUCAGUUUCUGGAUCUGAGUUUCAACCUGAUCCAAGUCGUGUUUGCACUGUCAGGGAGGAAUUAAGCUUUGUCUAAACUCGAGCUAGAAGGCAACCCACUGCAGUGUGAUUGUAGACUCACAGGUCUACGAGACUGGCUGAGUCGCAACCCACCGUAUGUUGAGCCUCGUUGCGAAGGACCAAUACAUGAGGGUUCAGUGAUAACAGACUUGGACAUUCAAGACCUCUCAUGUGAACCUCCGAAAGCCACAGUGGAUCAACAGACUGUGACCGCCGUGGUUGGACAGACUGCAACUCUUGUAUGUAAAGCUACUGGCAUUCCGGCUCCUCAAAUAACAUGGAUCUCCCCAAACAGCACACAGAUAUACGACGAAUGGCAAGGCAGGUUCGCUCUUCAACAAGAACAGAUUCUGCAUAUAAAACCGGUGGAGGAAUCUGACCAAGGGAUUUUCACGUGUGUGGCCGAAAACGUUUUGGGUGAUGCCGACAGUGCUUUGGUCAAUGUCACAGUUACCGAUACAGUCAGAAAGGCCGAUACCAAACAGUCAACCAGUGGGUAUGUGAACCAACAAGUCCUGGACGAUUAUAGCAAAGCUGAGGGUGUUACACGCGGUGGGACUGGCAAUCAUCCAGCUCACCAAUACGAAGACGUCACAAACACAGGGGAGGAAGAUGAGACACAAUAUGAACCGGUGGCCAUACACAAUUAA
This is a messenger RNA of Asterias rubens (European starfish), 1797 nucleotides long. RefSeq names its product leucine-rich repeat neuronal protein 1-like. Lineage: Eukaryota; Metazoa; Echinodermata; Asteroidea; Forcipulatida; Asteriidae. The record is from RefSeq and is a predicted model, not a curated record. Gene Ontology annotation, molecular function: protein binding.